Paramuricea clavata is the source of this 1711-nucleotide messenger RNA. The record is from the annotation of a GenBank genome assembly. NCBI's taxonomy places the organism in Eukaryota, Metazoa, Cnidaria, Anthozoa, Malacalcyonacea, Plexauridae.
AUGAUGAGCAUUUCUUCGGAUGGAACUGUCUUCAAUAUCGAUGAGAGGUGUAUGUAUUUCACCGACGGGAGACCGUUAGAACCGCUGUGUUGGGAGGAACAGCUAAAUUCCAAUCAGGUUUGUAAUGCCUGUUACCCGUUUUAUACACUCACCAUGCAGUAUACGCACGUUUACUUGUAGACAAGUACCAGUGAUAGUAUCUUGAAUGAAAGACUCCAAUGUAGGCAACGUUGAACAAUAUUCAAGAAGUUGGUUGAAGGAUAGAACUCCCUGCAUGGAAAAUGUGGAAAAUGCUCUCUUCAAUUUUUUAUCACAGUUUCAUGAAACAGAAACUGCUGACUAAAACUGAUAGAUCGUAUGCGGAUUAUCGCCAAAUUCGAUUUUAUAUAAGCUAACAUGAUGCAUGCAGUUUACUCAGGAGAUGGUGUAGUGUUAUGAAUACUAAUACUAUAGUACUAGAAUACUAUAGUGUUAUACUACUAGAAUACUAUAGUGUUAUGCGUUCUCCAAACUUAUUCUGUGUAAUAUAUUCAUGGAUCAGUAUAUUAUCUGAGGUUAUUUAAUGUUUGAAUUAUAUAGGUAAAACUGCUAAAGCAACGCAAACCUACAAUGGCCAAUGAUUGUUAUAAAGAGGUAUACGAAUGAAUUAAAUCGAGACUCUGCUGAUCAGAUGAAAUACAGAUGAAGUGAAAGGUUUUUUAUGGUAUUUAUUUUUCAUUUUAUGUAGAUUGAUAGUAAACCUGUUGUAUUCUACCAGAAGAAUUCGGUUGAAAAAAUGCUCAAAAAACAAAAAAUACGUUUCCAUCUAACUUCCUGUCACCUUCCUAAAUUACAAAGCAUGGAGAGGACUACGAAGAGUACUAACUACAAUUUCUCAGGAAAUCUGUCAAGUGGUAAACAUUGUAAACAGUUGAAGAAUAACGGUAACAAAAAGUCGCCUUUACUUAAUGAUAGAUUGGAGUUAAAAGGCAGUGGAAUGGAAAAUUCUCAUCACAUGAACGAGUUUCUAAAUGGAAACGGCAAUUUAUCUGAGCAUUGUGAUAUUAAUUUUCAUAAGGAGAUGUUUGGUAAUGAACAGUUUCUCCAAGACAGAGAUAUUAGAGUUCACUCACACUACUCACACAGUUCAAUGGAUCUAUCUCCUGAAAGUAAUCGCCCAACAUCAAACAAGACUUUAUUCAUACAUAAGCAAUAUGUUGAUAUACCUGUCUCUUUGCCAAAUCCAGCUUUAACAGACGAAUCAUGUUCUAUAGUAAGUGAAGCAAGAGAUUUGAACAGUGAAAUAAUAUCCUUGGAGUUAAUAACUGAGAAAUUUAAUAAAACCUCUGAUGAAGAGAAAAACGCUCCAAAUGAAAUAAAAUGUUCCCCUGAUAAUAUAGACAAAAGUGAAAGGAAACUUGUACUGCCUGUCGAGAUUCCGUGUAAUGAUCUUCGAAAAGAAAGAUUCACAAAAAGAGAAAGUAACACAGGUCCAGAGUUCACUCCAAGCGAAAGCCGUGAAGAUCGACUACCGUCUCGUUUAACUUAUACACCAUCAACCACACCAUUGUUUUUGAGUGAAGAAAUUUAUGAGCUUCCUAAAGGUGUUUCACCAAGCAAGGCAUUGUUAGAACUACGGCAAACAUUUUGUGAAAAUAUAAGAAAAGAAACAGAGCAGUUAGAGUUUGAUUUGCAACAACUUUACUUGAAAAAACAACUUCAUCAAAGAUGA